Cladocopium goreaui is the source of this 768-nucleotide messenger RNA. Lineage: Eukaryota; Dinophyceae; Suessiales; Symbiodiniaceae. The record is from the annotation of a GenBank genome assembly.
AUGGAGUGCUGCAACGGGUUCGUCGAUUCUGUGAAUCCCUUGGACCCAAAGGACCCAAAGUGGCAGAAAAGUGCCGAAUUUGGCCCAGACAAGGAGAUGCUGUGGCAAUCAAGACCUCUGCAUAAGGAUCAAUGGUUAAUGUCCAAUAACGCCAUCCGUGCCGAAAUCCAGGAAUUGCAUUCAGCCAUCAGCGCGGUGGUGGAACGAGGAGAGCUUUGUCUUUGGGAAUUGCAUCUCAUCAAGAGCGCCUGGAGGAUACACAAGGAGCACGUAGCUGGGAACAUACACCAGAAGAAAGAGCUGGUGAUUCCCUUUUUGGAUGAGCGAAUCAAGCUGGACUACAAUCUGAAGCAAGGUCGCAGCCAAGUUCUCCUUGCUCUGGAGCAGCUUUCGGAAGAAGUGACUGCAGUGGAUCCCUCCACGGAGCUCCAGGAUGUUCUCAUCCGCCUGGAGAAGUAUCAACAUGGACUUUUACAGCAGCUCAACAAAGAAGAGAGCUGCGAGCUUCAAUUGAUGCGCGCAUAUUUUUCUCCUGACGAAGCCAAACCUCUUGUCGACCAACUAAUCGAGUCCCAUCCAUCGCUGGGCAGCUUUAUCUUCUUUGCGGGCGACGAAACAUUCUCUGGGUUUAUGAAACAGGAAGACAUCUCCAGCUUUUCGUGGUACUUCAACUUCAAGAUCAAAUGCCAGGAAUUUGACGCAGGCUUCGUACGACCAUUAGAGGCGGUCCUCCAUGGAACUCCCCUACGGACCUGCUAUUUCUGCUGA